Molecule: messenger RNA, 312 nt
Organism: Diversispora eburnea
Lineage: Eukaryota; Fungi; Glomeromycota; Glomeromycetes; Diversisporales; Diversisporaceae
Source: the annotation of a GenBank genome assembly
AUGACCAACUCCUUAAAUAGGUUUACAAAUAAAACCCAAGAAUUCAUCAUUAAGUUGAUUGAAGAUGUUAAAGAAAAUUAUAAUGAGCCCGAAGAAGACCAAUUAUUUGAUCCAUUGUUAUUUAUUAUUGAAUGGGUGGAUGCCAGCCUACAACAAUGCCAGAUAUCAAAAACUAACAUCAUCAAUCAAAUUAUUAGAGUUCCUGGUUGCCAGUCACUUACAAUAACUGAUCCUGUUGUUGGUACCCAAUUCCAAACCCAAUCCGAAUCAAUCUUUCAAAUAGUCAAUACUCAUAUUGCUAAUAAAGCAUAA